Messenger RNA from Babesia bovis T2Bo, 525 nucleotides. RefSeq names its product putative cytochrome c. The transcript is spliced from 4 exons. Gene Ontology annotation, molecular function: electron transfer activity; heme binding. The coding region runs from base 127 to 474 and encodes 115 amino acids. NCBI's taxonomy places the organism in Eukaryota, Apicomplexa, Aconoidasida, Piroplasmida, Babesiidae. Gene Ontology annotation, biological process: mitochondrial electron transport, ubiquinol to cytochrome c; mitochondrial electron transport, cytochrome c to oxygen. Gene Ontology annotation, cellular component: mitochondrial intermembrane space. The record is from RefSeq and is a predicted model, not a curated record.
UUACCUUGUUUCACACCACACCCACGACGGUCACUUGCUAAUAUACAUAACCAGCAUUUGCAAAAAUUGGCGCUCUGGUAAAUUGCCAAAUAUACAUAUUAUAGCUGAACGCAUCAAAGAGACAAAAUGUCGAAGCCUGAGCCUAAUGUCACUGUGCCUGAUGGCGAUGCCCAAAAGGGAGCUAAGCUAUUCAAGUCCAAAUGCGCACAGUGCCACACCACGAAUAAGGGUGGUGCUACUAAACAAGGACCUAAUCUCUAUGGACUCUUUGGUAGAGCAUCUGGUUCUGCUGACUACGCAUACACCGACGCCAAUAAAUCUUCUGGAAUUGUAUGGAGUGACAAACACUUGUUCGUCUAUCUAGUGAACCCCAAGGAGUACAUACCCGGUACCAAGAUGAUCUUCGCUGGGCUCAAAAAGGAGCAGGACAGAGCCGAUAUUAUUGCUUACCUCAAGGAAGCCACCAAGAAGUAAACAGAAGAGAAAUUUUAUGCUAGAAAACACUCUUAAAAUCUAGAUAUAUCC